AUGGCUCACGCCACCCACACGCGGUCAACCAUGCGUCGCUUCUCUCGUCGACUGCCCCAAGUUGUCGUCUUUUUCCUCAUAGUCUCGCCGGUCCCAACCACAGCGCCGUACGAAUCCAGCAUCACUCCAGGAGGCGAUGAUGUCCCCCCCGAUGCGAGCAACGUCCCUCCCGACGCCAGCGAUGUCCCCCCCGGCGCCAGUGACGUCCCCCCCGAUGCCAGCGACGUCCCCCCCGACGCCAGCGACGUCCCCCCCGAUGCCAGCGACGUCCCCCCCGAUGCGAGCGCGGGCGCCGCCGGCGACGAGGAGGGGUACAUGGAGGCGACACCGGCGGUGAAGCAGCUGGUGGCGCGGCUGGAGCGCGUGGCGGGGUCCAUGAAGAACCCCUGGGAGGUCCUCAUGCACCUCGACCAGCUCCUCGCCGCUGACGCCAGCGCAACCCUGAGCGCCGCCACUUCCUCUGGCGCCGUGGGAGCAGCGAGCUCUAAGGUGUCGCCCCUGGCCACUGGGUGCGCCGCGACCAAAGCGCAGAUGCUCAAGGAGGUGUCGCGGCUGGCGUGGAGGCUGCACUUCCGGCCCAUCAAGUACACCAUCAUGGGGCGCUUCUUUAGGAACAUCGCCACCACCGCCAAGAAGAACAACGGUGACCUGAGGUACCUGGGGUGCCGCACGUACCUGAUACCAUCCAACUUCGCAUUCAUGAACAUGAUCGCCAAGGGCAUGGGUGACGUCAGGUACCUGGUGCUGGCGCCGCUCUACAACACCAUCAACGCCACGUACCACUUCGACCGCCUGCGCCGCUUGCCGCACGGCACCACCAUGCCCACGCUCAUCCCCGGCUACCCCAUCGCCAAGUACUUCACGCCCGUCACUCCCCUUGCACUCAUCACCUUGGGCGGCUCCAUCGUCGCCGUCGGCACACCCGGCGCCAAGACGGUACUCGCACGACUUGGGUGGGCGCAGAUUAAGGACCGUGAUAUUCACUGUGGGAAGUACCUGGCGGCUCACGGUGUGAGCACCCUGGUCAUUCCACGCAUCAAGAUCCCCAAGUGA
This is a messenger RNA of Closterium sp. NIES-65, 1053 nucleotides long. NCBI's taxonomy places the organism in Eukaryota, Viridiplantae, Streptophyta, Zygnematophyceae, Desmidiales, Closteriaceae. The record is from the annotation of a GenBank genome assembly.